This is a messenger RNA of Brassica oleracea var. oleracea, 450 nucleotides long. RefSeq names its product glutathione S-transferase T2-like. The record is from RefSeq and is a predicted model, not a curated record. Bases 1 to 450 code for a protein of 149 amino acids. Lineage: Eukaryota; Viridiplantae; Streptophyta; Magnoliopsida; Brassicales; Brassicaceae. The transcript has a single exon.
AUGGCUCAUGACAUUUUCUUCAAUGAUCAUAAGAGAAAAUUCACACUUGAGCAUGCAUGGUUUGAGUUGAGGCAUGAUCAAAAGUGGUGUGGAGGUCUGACGAGUAAUGUGAACUCUAAGAGAAGAAAGCUUGAUGAUCAAUCACCACAGUCAUCAACGUCAGUGUCAUGGAGCCUUGGAGGAGAUGAAGGCAUGGCACGGCAGGCUGGUGUCAAAGCUGCGAAGGGCAAAAGUAAACCGGCUGUGAGCAAGGGUAAGACUUCUGAAGCAGAAGGGAAGCUGUGUGUUGACUUUCAGAACAUGUGGGAGAUCAAGCAAAAGGAUUUUGAAUUGAAAGAGAAGCUUAACAAGCACAAAUUGCUUGACUCCCUAAUUACCAAGACAGAGCCAUUAACUGAACCAGAGAUUGCUUUGAAAAACAAGCUCAUUAAUGAUAUGUUGGUUGCUUAG